AUGGAAGAGGAGCUUAGCGAAAAUGAAUUGGAAGAACGGAUGUAUGCUAUGUUACACUAUGUAGACGAAACACAGACAAAUGUAAACACAAAUCCAAAAGAAAAUGAUACCACUUUCGAAAAUGUCCCCCGCAGUACCAUACGACGGUACUGGCGUACAAGCGGAGAUCAGAAUACGAUUUACAAAAAAGUAAACAGUCCUAAAGAGCCUACUGUCAACAAAAAUUCAAAUGAAAAUGGUAUAACUAAAGCAAAAGAUGAAGUAAACAACAGCCAAACAUUGUCUCCAGAUUUGUCAAUAUUUCAGAAACCUCCUCCCGAAAAUAUAAAAAAGACCAUUGAAAUAUUGGAACAUGAGAUUGAAAAUCGUGUUGUGGAGUUGGAAUCUAGUGAUGAAGAUGAAGUAAUUGAGGUAGUAUUACCACCAAAACCAACCAUUACAAUUGAGAGUUCGGAUGAAGAUGAUAAUCCUGUUAUCACUUCUGAGACCCCUGAGGAAAAGAAUUUAAGCAAGCCUGCACAAGACAAACCUAUAGAGAGGGAAGUGACAGCAAGCCCUGUCCCAUCUGUAGUAUCAUCAGUGUCAGACGACUUUAUUCGUGGUGAUUGUAUAGCAUUAAAUAUCUCUUCAAAACAUAGAAACAAUGAAAGUUUUGACUUCAGCCUUCAUGGUUCAGAUCUACUAAAUCAAACACCUUCUAAGAAAAAAAAGAAAAAGAAAAACAAAGAUGCAACCUCUACACCCAUUUCAACUCCCACAUCCAAUAUUUCUAUUUCUAAAUCCAUGGAAGAAUGUUUUGCAACACCAAAAAGUAAGGCUAAAAAUAAAAGGCAAAGACCAAAAUCAUACCAGGUUUCAGAAAAGAGUGUACCAAGCGCUGAUGUUUAUGAUUCUGACAGUAACCAAUCAUACACAGUUACAGAUAAAAGUUUGCCAAACACCGAUGUUUACGAAUCAGAUUCUAACCAAUCAGAGAUUGCUAAAGAGUGUGGAUCAAAAGAUAAUGUACCAGCAGAUGAUGUGAAUAGUUCAGAUUGCAGCAUAAUUGAUAAUCCCAUACCAGAAACAUCGAAAACAGCAAAAAAAUCCACUGACCUAAAUAAAACAUUAACUGUUGACUUAACUGAAGUAGAUAUUGAAAAAACUGAAACAAUAAAUGAAAGUAUCAUUAUGGGAAAUGUUACUGGCUUUACAGACAUCGAUGAUUAUUGUGAUGAAAACACUUUACCACAAGGUAACAUAUCCAAGUGUGGCUCAACUAAAAUUCCUGCUAUAUUAAAUGCUGAUUUGGAUUUUGAUAACUUAAAAGGCAACAACAAAGCUUGUAAAAGACGACGAUACUCUCUCACCACUCUUAGGGCAGAAAUGGAAAAGUUUUAUAAUGAAAGCUGGGGCGGUGAAGAUUUUAAUCAUCGUGAGAUACAAAAGAAUAUGUCAAGAGACAAAAGUCUGUGGGUUAUAGAUCCUAAGGAUAAAAUGUCUUCUUUGCCAAGACGGAAAGCAGCAUGUAAUUACUGCAAUCGUGUCGGCCAUCGCGACGACACAUGUCGCAUGAAACCACCAGUUUGCUUCAUGUGUGGCUCCGCCGGCCAUUUUGAAACACGUUGCCCAAAGAAAAUUUGUGUCAACUGUGGAUCACCAAACCAUAUGUACUCUACAAUGUGUCGCAAUUGCUCCAAUUGGAAUGGUAUAAAGUGUGCCGAAUGCGGACAGACCGGUCAUCCCGCCAGCCACUGUCCGGACGUGUGGCGUCGCUACCACAACACUAUUAAUUUGGACUCUGCAUUAGAAGAGAAUCGUCAACUGAAGAAACAUUACCAAAUGUUCUGUAGCGGAUGUACCCGUCGUGGCCAUUUGGUCCACACCUGCCGCCUCACACUGCCAUUCUCUGGUUUACCAAUCAAUUCACCAUAUGUGGCAGUUUACCGACCAGUUUAUCAAGUCAUGACAAACAAGACGACACAAAACACUGACACACAAGCAAAUAAUCAACGAAACAAACAAAGAAACAGACAUGUAAGUGAAGAUGCCAAUGGAUCUACUGCUGUAUCGAGGUUCGGACACCUAAAACGACAAUCCAAAUCGCCUGUUACACAUGAAACUCAUCAAAAUAAAAAGAGAAAUGUAGAAACCGAUACACCUGCAGUUGCCCAAAGAAGCAAAAGCCCCAUCAGCAACAAUACACAAAGGAAGAACUCUCAAAGUAAAGAUCCAAAAGAACUUAAAGAUAUAUCAGAAGCACCCAAAUCUGGUAAAAGAGUGUCAGAAAGUCAUGAUUCAGAAAAAGCAGCAGAUUAUAUUCCAAUAACAUCAGAUAAUCGCGACAAGAAAGGCCAAAUUAUCCAAGACAAUGAAGUUUCUGAUACAAGUGAGGUAAUAACAUCUGCAAGAGCUUACAUCACUAAAGAAAUAACAGAGAAACUAGCGACUGAAGAAGGCAAGGCUUGGUUGAAUGAUACUUUAAACAAAAACAAUGUCAGUCUCGAAAACAAAGAUAUUACAUUCUUUUUAAGCAUCAAAGGAACUGUUGGAAAUCAAGAAGCAUUUCAAGCAGAGCUUCGCGAUUGGAUUCGAAAUAAAUAUCAAAGAAAAGAGCGUGCUGUGUCUGAGAGCGACGCUGAUGUGACCCAAGAGAUCUACGACUUAAACAGUCCAAGUAAUAAUAUACCGAAAAACAGAAAUAAUCUUCUUCGAAAAUUAAGUAGAGCUUUCGAAUCACUAAAGUCAAAUUUGGGUGAGCCCAAAGAUCUGUAUAAAGAGCUGGUCUUUUUACAGAAUCGACAUCAGCAGCUCUUGAAACAGAAAAUUGUCAGCCCCAAACAAUUGUCUAAUAAUAAAGAUAAUAUAAAUAGCAUGUUGAGAAAGCUCAACAUGGUGUUGCUUGGGCAGGCGGGCCUUGCUGACGGUUCCAAGCAUUUAACAGAACUGCAACAAUUACAAGAGAAAUUGACAAACUUCAGACAAAAAAAUAUACCAACUUCCUUAAGGGAAGAAAUUGGGGAACAUUUUCACUGCAUUUUUGCUGCUAUUCCUCGAGACGAUUAUACUGAUCUUCUCAGUAAAUAUUACAGAAGCAAACAAUUUCCAGCAUUCAAAAAGAAGAAGUAUGACAAACUGACUAAAAGCCCUAAAACAAACCCAAAAAAGUCAUGUAAUACCAUGUUUGCAACAUAUAGUGUAAACAAAGCAAUAAAGGAAAGGAUGAAUGAGGAGAGUGAACUACCUGCAAUAGAAAAAACUAAAAACAAACUAGUUUCGUAUCACAAAAGAUUAUUAUGUACCAAGCCUAAUGAUUCAGUUCUGAAGAAGACUAGAAUUGACCUAAUACGGAAACUCUACUUUAAUAUUGGCUUGAUGGAUACAAUGACUCAUCUCUCCUCAAGAGCCUUGCGGAAAAUGAAAAAAAUCCAGGAACAGGCUCAAAUGUUCUUAACACAUGUU
Brenthis ino (lesser marbled fritillary) is the source of this 3441-nucleotide messenger RNA. The record is from the annotation of a GenBank genome assembly. NCBI's taxonomy places the organism in Eukaryota, Metazoa, Arthropoda, Insecta, Lepidoptera, Nymphalidae.